UUUACAUCAACAGGAGGAAAACCUGUAUGGAUUAGAUUUGAGUUGGCGUUGAUGCCCUUCCAGUGGAGUAACUGUAAAUAGUCGUGGAGAGUCAUGACACUGGACUCCGUCAUGGCGUGCUGCCUCAGCGAGGAGGCGAAAAACGCGCGGCGGAUCAACGAUGAGAUCGAGCGGCAGCUGCGCCGCGACAAGAAAGACGCGCGGCGUGAACUCAAGCUGCUGCUGCUGGGGACUGGAGAGAGUGGGAAAAGCACCUUUAUUAAACAGAUGAGAAUCAUCAAUGGAUCGGGGUAUUCAGAGGAGGACAGGAGAGGCUUUAUUAAGCUGGUCUUCCAAAACAUCUUCACAUCAGUGCAGGCCAUGAUCCGAGCAAUGGAUACUCUCCAGAUCCCCUUCAAACACGAACAUAAUAAGGCUAAUGCAAACAUAGUCUGUGAAAUGGAUGUAGAGAAGGUCUUCACUUUCGUCAACCCCUAUGUAGAUGCCAUCAGGAGUUUAUGGUAUGACCCAGGAAUUCAGGAGUGCUAUGACCGGAGGAGAGAGUACCAGCUCUCAGAUUCUACAAAAUACUAUCUAAAUUCACUGGAUCGCAUUUCUGAUCCUUCUUACGUUCCCACCCAGCAAGAUGUGCUCAGGGUCCGAGUGCCCACGACAGGCAUCAUUGAAUACCCCUUUGACCUACACAGUGUCAUAUUCAGGAUGGUAGAUGUAGGUGGCCAGCGGUCAGAGAGGCGGAAGUGGAUCCACUGCUUUGAAAACGUCACCUCCAUCAUGUUCCUGGUGGCACUCAGUGAAUAUGACCAAGUCUUGGUAGAGUCUGACAAUGAGAAUCGAAUGGAGGAAAGUAAAGCAUUGUUUAGGACGAUAGUAACAUACCCCUGGUUCCUGAAUUCAUCAGUUAUUCUUUUCCUGAACAAGAAAGACCUUCUGGAGGAGAAAAUAAUGUUUUCACAUCUUGUAGAUUACUUUCCUGAAUAUGAUGGAGUCCAAAGAGAUUCUCACGCCGCACGGGAAUUCAUCCUAAAGAUGUUUGUCGACCUCAAUCCAGACUCCAGAAUCCAGAAAAUAAUGUAUUCUCACUUCACCUGCGCGACUGACACAGAAAACAUUAGAUUCGUGUUCGCUGCUGUAAAGGACUCCAUCUUGCAGUUCACGUUGAAGGAAUACAAUCUAGUCUGAAAAACAACUGAUCACAGUUUUAUCAUCUUGCCUGGUUAAAAGUCUAGAGUCUGCCUUUGUGGUGUGAGCCAUUCACAUCUGCUUUAAUUAUAAAAAAGGCAAUUUUCCGAAUGAUUCAAAUGUAAACGUGCACACAUCCUUUUAUUUGCUAUCAAUAUUUAGUAUGUUCCUCCAUCUUGGGAAUAUAAUUUUUAUUUUCUGUAGUGCAAGAGGUCAUUAGAGGUUAAUGAAUAGUUCCUGGUAUGGUAUUCUAACAUUGUAUUCUUUUAAGAGUUUUAAAGCUUCACAGAUACAGGACAUUUAUUUAAAGAAUAGACAAUAGACUUCAGUAGGUUUACAGUAAAAGUGCCAAAGUUGUCUACUAAUGUGGUUGUCUUAUGUAUUGCUAAAUUAAUAUUCAUACCACACAGGCAACAGGUUGCCCCUAUUAGAUGUCCCAUACCCGUUCAUGUAUUGAUUAUAAAGAUGUAUUUAUUUAGUGUUUUACAACAUCACGCCUGUAUAGAUGCUACAAAGUAUUUACUAAAUGAUGCUUUGUAUAGAUUAUAUAUAUUCACCAGAUCGUGUUUAAUGAGGAAUAUGGUUUAUUAUUAUUCCCAUGAUAUGAAGAGGCAAGAUGUUUGUGCCGACGGGGCACAUUUAGUCAUAUUUCCUUUGCAUUUAGAACACUUUAUUAACUUAUUCAAAGUGGCAAAAUAUUCAUUGGAUUAAGGAUAAAAAUAUGGAUUUAUGUUGUCAAUGAUGAAAGAUUUCAAUACAGCAAAUCUCCACGAGGUGUGAGUGAUUGUUUUUAUUUCACCUGUUGUUUUCUUGGAGAAUCGAGCCGUUCUAACUGGAGAGUCCUCCAGCACCGGCCACAGACAAACAUGGAGGAAUAAAAAGAAAACUAUCGUCUUUAUAGAUUUUUUUUACUGAUAACUGAUCGUUACAAAAUGCAACUAUCGGCACUGGUGAAACGGCAAAAACCGAUAUAUCGGUCUACCUCUAGAACAAUUGCAGCAUUUUAAAAUAUUCAAUAAUACUGUAAAACGAUAAUUUUCUUUUCAUGUAAUUAAUUGCAUCAUCAGUGAGACAGUGAUGCUGGUAUUGACUUGACUUGACAGAGUGAAGCUUUGGUCAGUAUGUGAUGUUGUUUUUAAAGACGGUGCCUGUUUACUGAUUUGUAAAGAGUGAGUCAUGUGAUUUAUGUGAAUAAACAAUUUAUGUUUCAUGUUCAGCCAAGAGUAAAGGACCAAACUGCUGUUGUGAUCCUCCAAAAUUCAUUGUCAGGUAUAGCUAAAAAUGAUGUGGUUGCCUCUAAAUUUGGUUUCAUUGCUGAAUUUGUGCAAUAAAGGACUGAUAUUUUAGAGAAACAUGUAUGAUUUUUGCUGUUCAAAUGUAAA
This is a messenger RNA of Xyrauchen texanus (razorback sucker), 2561 nucleotides long. RefSeq names its product guanine nucleotide-binding protein G(q) subunit alpha-like. The transcript is spliced from 7 exons. Gene Ontology annotation, cellular component: heterotrimeric G-protein complex. Gene Ontology annotation, molecular function: GTPase activator activity; GTPase activity; G protein-coupled receptor binding. Gene Ontology annotation, biological process: action potential; adenylate cyclase-modulating G protein-coupled receptor signaling pathway; phospholipase C-activating dopamine receptor signaling pathway. NCBI's taxonomy places the organism in Eukaryota, Metazoa, Chordata, Actinopteri, Cypriniformes, Catostomidae. The record is from RefSeq and is a predicted model, not a curated record. Bases 94 to 1179 code for a protein of 361 amino acids.